GGAGCCCGCAACGAAGCGAGAAAAAAAAAAAAAGAAAAAGCGACGGGAAAGCGCAGGAAGGAGAGAAUGGAGCGUCCGAGUCCACGGGAGGAAUAACACGAAGAGGAAGAGUGAGAGUGAGAGAAAAGACGAGUGAAGAAGGACGAGGAGUGAAGAGCAAACUUUUUUACUUUUUUCGGUUCCUUUUCUCCUGCUCCGGAGGGGGGGGGAGACUGUCACGGACUCGGCCACGUUUGAAAACAUGGAUACACUUUCCCGUGAACGUCUGGGACUUCUUCUUCUCCUUCCUCUUCUUCUUCUUCUCCUCUCCACGGUGUCCGCGCAGAUGCCGACAGCUCACAUGGGGCGCUCUGAGAAGGGAAGUUGCACAUUUGAUGAGGGCUUCUCUCAGUGUGAUUACCAGCAAGAUCCCUAUGAUGACUUCGACUGGACACACAUCAACACCCAGGAUGUGCCCUACGUCUCACCAGACCUGCCGCACGGCUCCUACAUGUAUGUGGACGUCUCUCAGUACGAUGUCGGCGAAAAGGCCCGAUUUCAGCUGCCGGUCAUGAAGGAGAAUGACACCCACUGCAUCGACUUCAGCUAUCUCCUCACCAGCCCGGACGGGUCCAGCCCUGGCACCCUGAACGUCCUGGUGAAGGUUAAUAAGGGUCCUUUGGCCAACCCCAUAUGGAAUGUGACGUCCUACACCGGUAAAGACUGGCUGAGGGCUGAACUGGCCGUCUCCACCUUUUGGCCUAAUGAAUAUCAGGUCAUAUUUGAAGCGGAGGUCUCGGACAGCAAAGCCGGCUUCAUCGCCAUCGACGACAUUCAGGUGCUCAGCUACCCGUGCGACAAAUCCCCUCAUUUUCUGCGACUCGGGGACGUGGAGGUGAACGCCGGACAGAACGCCACUUUUCAGUGUAUCGCCACAGGACGAGACACGUCGAACAAUAAACUCUGGCUUCAGACGUUUGUUUUGAGUUCCGAGGUUUCCCACGUCCUCGAGCCCCCGCACCCCAUCGCCCCACCCCAGCUGCUGGGCGUCGGCCCGACGUACCUACUGAUUCAACUCAACGCUAACUCCAUAUUUGGAGACGGGCCUAUUAUACUGAAAGAGGUUGAGUACCGUAUGACAUCAGGCAGCUGGAUCGAGACUCACGCCGUCAACUCUCCCAACUACAAGUUGUGGCACCUUGACCCGGACACAGAGUACGAGAUCAGAGUGUUACUGACCAGACCAGGAGAGGGAGGGACGGGCAAAUCUGGACCACCGCUCAUCACCAGGACCAAAUGUGCAGAACCUAUGAGGACCCCCAAGAGGCUGAAGAUCGCCGAGACCAGGUCCCGUCUGAUCGCCGUGGACUGGGAGUCGUUGGGUUACAACAUCACCCGCUGUCACACCUUCAACGUCACCAUCUGUUACCAUUAUAUGACGGCCAGCAACCGCAGCAAGGCCGACUGUCUGGACAUGGACCCUAAAGCACCACGCCACCUGGUGGGAAACCUGCCGCCCUACACCAACGUCAGCCUGAAGAUGAUUCUCACCAAUCCAGAGGGACGGAAAGAGAGCGACGAGACCGUCAUACAAACCGAUGAAGAUGUUCCGGGUCCAGUUCCCAGUCAGUCGCUAAGAGCCACUCCGUUUGAAGACAGAAUUCUUCUCUACUGGAAGGAACCGGCUGAACCCAACGGAAUCAUCAUACAAUAUGAGAUCAGCUACAGCGGCGUGCGUUCCUUCGACCCUUCGGUGCCUCUCCAGCGGCCGGGGCUCACAGCGUCUCUGCCCUCAAACGCCACCUACCACCUGUUUUCCCAGCUCCACCCGGGCGUCACGUAUCAUCUCUCCAUACGAGCAUCCACCUCCAAAGGAUUUGGUCCCGCAACCACGCUCAACGUGACAACCAACAUCUCAGCCCCGACAAUAGAUGAGUACGACGGGUCAGAGGCUUUUCUGAAUGAAACUGCAACAACCAUCACUGUCCUGCUCAAACCAGCGCAGGCCAAGGGGGCGCCUAUAAGUGCGUACCAGAUUGUGGUGGAGGAGGUGAAUCCUCAGCGGACGCGACGCCAAGCUUCCUCUGACUGUUACGAGGUUCCAGUUUCCUACCACAGCGCGUCCAGCGGUGGAUCUCCAUAUUAUUAUGCCGCCCAGCUGUCCCCCAGCAACCUGCCCGAGCCGCUCCCCUUCACUGUGGGCGACAACAAGACGUACCAGGGUUUCUGGAAUCCUCCGCUGGCUCCAAGGAAGAACUACAACAUCUACCUUCAAGCUGUUAGCAGCACAGAGCGGGAAACUAAAACGCAGUGUCUGAGGCUGGCGACUAAAGGUGCUACAGAGGAGCCAGAAGUCAUCCCUGACCCGGCUAAACAGACGGACCGGGUGGUAAAGAUUGCUGGGAUCAGUGCUGGUGUUCUCGUCUUUAUUCUGCUGGUGUUGGUAGCCAUCCUAUUGGUCAAGAAGAGGAAACUGGCUAAAAAACGUAAGGACGCUAUCGGAACAACUCGGCAGGAAAUGACGCACAUGGUGAACGCCAUGGACCGCAGCUAUGCCGACCAGAGCACUCUGCACGGAGAAGACCCGAUGGCCGUCACGUUCAUGGACUCACACAACUACAACAACAGAUUGCCCAACGACCCUCUGGUUCCUACUGCUGUGUUAGUUCCGAUCACAGAUGAGAACCACAGCGGCUCUGCAGCGGAGAACAGUCGGCUCCUGGAUGUUCCUCGGUAUCACUGUGAGGGAACCGAGUCUCCUUAUCAGACGGGACAGCUCCACCCGGCCAUCAGGGUGGCCGACCUCCUGCAGCACAUCAACCUGAUGAAAACGUCUGACAGCUACGGCUUUAAGGAGGAGUAUGAAAGCUUCUUCGAGGGCCAGUCGGCCUCCUGGGACGUCGCCAAGAAGGAGCAGAACCGCACCAAGAACCGUUAUGGGAACAUAAUAGCAUAUGACCACUCGAGGGUUAUUCUUCAGCCCAUCGAAGACGACCCCUCCUCCGACUACAUCAACGCCAACUACAUCGAUAUUUGGCUGUACAGGGAUGGUUACCAGAGGCCAAGUCACUACAUCGCCACUCAAGGUCCUGUUCAUGAGACCGUGUACGACUUCUGGAGAAUGGUGUGGCAGGAACAGUCCGCCUGCAUCGUCAUGGUGACCAAUCUAGUGGAGGUUGGAAGGGUCAAGUGCUAUAAGUAUUGGCCAGAUGAUGCCGAGGUGUACGGAGACUUCAAGGUGACGUUUGUGGAGGUCGAGCCUCUUGCUGAAUAUGUUGUUCGCACGUUUACGCUGGAGAGGCGUGGGUUCAAUGAGGUUCGUGAGGUCAAGCAGUUCCACUUCACAGGCUGGCCUGAUCACGGAGUUCCAUAUCACGCCACUGGACUACUUUCCUUCAUCCGCAGGGUUAAAAUCUCCAACCCGCCAUCUGCUGGGCCGAUUGUGGUCCACUGCAGUGCUGGAGCAGGGCGGACCGGCUGUUUCAUAGUCAUUGACAUCAUGUUGGACAUGGCGGAGAGAGAGGGAGUGGUCGACAUCUACAACUGUGUGAAGGCUCUUCGCUCCAGGAGGAUCAACAUGGUACAGACUGAGGAGCAGUACAUAUUCAUCCAUGACGCCAUACUAGAGGCUUGUCUAUGUGGAGAAACAGCCAUCCCAGUGUGCGAGUUCAAAGCUGCUUUCUAUGAGCUGAUCCGCAUCGACUCCCAGACCAACUCGUCACAUAUAAAGGACGAGUUCCAGACUUUGAACUCGGUGACUCCACAGCCGCAGCCUGAAGACUGCAGCAUUGCGUUGUUGCCUAGAAACCAAGACAAGAACCGCUUCAUGGACGGCCUUCCUCCCGACAGAUGCCUCCCCUUCCUCAUCACGAUAGAUGGAGAAAGCAGCAACUACAUCAACGCCGCUCUCAUGGAUAGCUACAGACAGCCUGCUGCGUUCAUCGUUACCCAGCAUCCUCUGCCCAACACCGUCAAAGACUUCUGGCGUCUGGUUUACGACUAUGGAUGUACCAGCCUGGUAAUGCUGAACGAGAUCGACCUGGCUCAGGGUUGUCCUCAGUACUGGCCAGAGGAGGGCAUGCUGCGCUACGGCCCCGUCCAGGUGGAAUGUAUGUCCUGCUCCAUGGACUGUGACGUCAUCAGUCGCCUCUUCAGAGUCUGCAACCUCACCAGGCCUCAGGAAGGCUACCUGAUGGUCCGCCAGUUCCAGUACCUGGGGUGGGCGGGGCACAGAGAAGUCCCCGCCUCCAAGCGCUCCUUCCUGAAACUUAUCCUGCAGGUCGACCAGUGGCAACGCGAGGGAGAGGAGGGGGAGGGAAGAACCAUCGUGCACUGCCUAAAUGGAGGCGGGCGUAGCGGAGUGUUCUGUGCCAGCAGCAUCGUGUGUGAGAUGGCGAAGAGGCAGAGCGUAGUGGACGUCUUCCACGCCGUGAAGACGCUGAGGAACAGCAAACCCAACAUGGUGGACACUCCGGAACAGUAUCGGUUCAGCUACGACCUGGCGCUGGAGUUCAUCGAGUCGUCCUAAAUGAAAGAGGGAUGAGGAGGAGGUGGAGAUGAGCGGGAGAGCAUCUUGUCUUCAUCCUUCCCCCCCACUCUCUCUCUCUCCCCCUCUCUUUGUGUGUGGCCGUCUGUAGCAUCCAUCCUACAAUCGGCAGGAGAGAAACCGGCUCCUUGUCCAGUGUUGGUAAACAAAGGGAAACAGAAGGAGCAGCAGCGGAGGAGGAGGCGACAUCCCUCCUUUUUACUCCUUCAUGCUUAUUGUACAGCUUUUUUGAGUGCCAGCGGGGCCCCUGUAUGUUUGGGGCUCCAUUUAAAUGUUAAGCGUUUCACCCCCCCCCUCCUCGCAUGGACUCGAUGCCUCAUGCCGUUUCAGCUGCAGUACUCCUUUAGUCCUGCAGACGUCUCCCUUCUCCCAAUGCAAGAUGCCUCCACAGCUUUUGAUUAACUGCAACUUUCCAGCGGCGGAGAUGUCGGUACAUUUAUAAAAGAGCGGCCGAUCUCAAGUCUCUGUUUUCUGCUCCGUUUCAGCCGCAGCUUCAUCGUCACCUCGUGUUCCGUUUCUGGUCAGAAUAUUAUUAUGUGUUUGAGUAUUUAACAGCCACUUUGUACCCGUUUUACUUUGGUGACACGCAGAUACACGGAAGACAAAAUCUCAUCUAGUUUGCCUUUUAGAUAAAGAAGAAACGAGACUGACAACAGAUCAAAAAUAGAACGUUUACAUGAGUAUUAGGCUUUUAGAAUUUUUUUUAAUUUCACAAUAUCAUGAAGUGGCAACUUGAAAAAUGUUGCAUAGGAUUUUCACUAAAAUGUAUAAAAAAGAAAGUGUGAUAUGUAUCAUUGUUUCUGUUGAUUUCUGAUCGCUUUUAUAUUUUCAUUUAUCGAUCUACUGGAUAGAAGUGUCCAAGUCGUCUUUGUUCCCCAAAAUGUACGAAUCAGCGAACUUGAGAUUGUUUGGAUCAUGUUUGUUUCAGGGCUGGGCCCAACGCACUUUCAAUUCAGCCAAUUCACAAAUGGGAUCAUUUUUCAGAACGCAAACAUAAAUAUGAGAAACGUGAGACUGAGGAUUAACGCUCUUUCUUGAAGAUGCAGAAUAUCCAUUUGUGGUUUGAAGGGAAUUGGAAGUGAAGUGACCCCAGGCUUCAUUCGUUUUGUGCACUGGUGGCCAACACUUUGUUUUUUUAAUGUUUUACUUUGCAGCUGAUGUUUAUUCAUAAGCCAAAGACUUUGUGUAAAUAUGUCUAUAUGGAUAAAGCACAUUGUUUGUAUUUAUUGUUUGUUUACUUGCAUUGCUUGUAAGAACAAUCAUUCUUCAUUCCAUGUUUACUCUACCACCAGCGUUUCUUAAACCGAGGGUCAGGACCUAAACUGGGCUGCGACUUCUACUCAAUUUGCGUCCACGAAGAAGAGUUUAAGAGCCGCUGAUCGAAGCUGUAUAUUCAAGCAUAGAAGUAGUUUUUCAGUAUUUAGGUGGAGUUCAGUAGUAUUGUCUUGUUUUCACUUAUGAAUCUCUGUGACGUUGCCGUGGUUUCUUUGUGUAAAAAGCCCAUCGCUCUGUUCGUGGUCAGUAGAACAUCAGUCGGAGUAUUUUGGAUAAUUGCUGCGAUCCCUCUUAACGUCUUAGUCGGGAUAAGCUGUUUAUCUUCACCCUUGUAUCCUGCUCACCAUUAUUAUCCCUGGAUACACACUGACUCGCUGAUGCAACCAGGCUUAGUGAGCGAAACAUGCAGGACCGUGAAACAAAAAGAGAAAAAAAAAGACAUUGUGCCUAAUCAUUUGAAUUUCCUUGUUGAAACAAGCAUUUUAACAGCGUCCCAGACGACAGCCGGGGUCGUGGACGAUCAUUGUUUUACCUUUUUCGGACCAUGAUUCAGUGUGUUUCAUUCAUCAGAAUGAAUUCUUUGUGAGGCUCACUGAAUACCAGAUGUGUUUGUUUUGUUCGCAACAUGUUACAGAAGGAAAAAAAAAACUUUAUUGUAAAUAAAAAUGUUAGACGUUCCGCUUGGUUGGAACCAGAGAAGCUCUGCUCGCGAGGAUGUUAUUGUAAAUACAGAAUCAUGAGGACUCUAAAAGGCUCUAUUGUUCAGAGAUAUAGACGAUGGAUGCAAUGUCAGAACAUUUGUUCUGUUGUAGAUAAAAACGUCAGAGAUUGUACUCCUGGAGGAUUCAGCUUCAAAAAAAAAAAACUUUGACAGGUGUUGAAAACUUUAUUCUGUUGGUAGAUCAUCCAUUUCCUGUUUUGUUUUGUUUUAUUUCCUCCAGAUUUCUGAUCUGACCCAAAGAAGGGAAAGAAAAUGUAGAGGCCAUAACGUUACGUUGCUACAGUCGUACUUUGCCUUCAGUGGUUGAGCAGUGUGGACAAAGCUGAUGUCUGUUUUUAUCGCAUGCCCAGAGAAAAGUGAAGCCGCCGUCAGUGACAAGAAAUCAAACAAAGGGAAAAGUGAGGAGCAGAGGAUUCCUCCUCAAUAAACAUCAAGUCAUGGCCCCUGAGGAGACGUCACUGGAUGAGAGGCCAGUCUGAGUGUAAAAGUGAUAUUCAUGGUUCAUAAUUAUUCUUGUCUGUAAUGUUUGGCUUCUUUGCUGUAAUAAAGACCACUUCUUUAAUUAAAA
Molecule: messenger RNA, 7089 nt
Organism: Paralichthys olivaceus (Japanese flounder)
Lineage: Eukaryota; Metazoa; Chordata; Actinopteri; Pleuronectiformes; Paralichthyidae
Source: RefSeq, a predicted model, not a curated record